Molecule: messenger RNA, 567 nt
Organism: Vicia faba (fava bean)
Lineage: Eukaryota; Viridiplantae; Streptophyta; Magnoliopsida; Fabales; Fabaceae
Source: the annotation of a GenBank genome assembly
AUGGAAUCAAAUCCCAAAAAUACAACCAAGUUUCUCUUUAGCUACGGCGGUAAAAUCCUUCCCCGCCAUACCGACGGCAAGCUCCGCUACACCGGCGGCCACACCAGAGUCCUCGCGCUCCCUCUUCCCAUUUCUUUCUCAGAGUUGAUGGUGAAGUUUGUGGAAUUAUGCGGUUCAUCUGUUACACUCAAGUGUUGUUUACCAAACGGAGAUUUAGAGACAUUGAUUUCAAUCACCAGCGACGAAGAUCUGAAAAAUAUAAUCGAAGAAUAUGAUCGAGUUUCUUCGUCGUUACCUCAUCCGUUGAAAAUCAGAGCUAUUCUUUCACCUCCCAAAUCCCUCAAGAAAGUAUCUCCUCCCCAAUCUUCUUCGUCUAGCGUAACAUACUCUCCUUCUGGUUCAAUUUACGGGUCCUUGGAAUCACUGAAUCGGCCGAAUUGCUCGCCGGUUUCUCUAAGGUUUCCGAUUGGUAUUCGGAAUGGGGCGGUGAAAGGUGGCUGUUACACGGGGCAGUUACAUGGAAGCCCUAGAUUCGUAUAUUGGUUCAGUAAUAAUUAUUGUCAAUGA